Messenger RNA from Sparassis crispa, 198 nucleotides. RefSeq lists its product as hypothetical. The transcript is spliced from 2 exons. The coding region runs from base 1 to 198 and encodes 65 amino acids. The record is from RefSeq and is a predicted model, not a curated record. NCBI's taxonomy places the organism in Eukaryota, Fungi, Basidiomycota, Agaricomycetes, Polyporales, Sparassidaceae.
AUGCACUUCCGAGUUGUUCCCUUGUUUGCCGUGUUGGCACUUUGUGCGCUCAAGGCGCAGCCCGCUGGAUCUCGUGCGGUCGCUCUGGCGUCCAGGGAAGGCCCAGAGGACCAUGAGGCGCCUUACCCCGACGUUGCUGAGCGCAGGGGCUCCCUUUCCUGCGAAUAUAUGCUUCUGCUCUUUGUUAGCCAUCUUUGA